UGGCGUCACGGCGGAGUUGCCAUGGCGGCGCUGAGCGGCCUGGCUGCGGCGCUGGAAUCAUACAGGGGUCGGGACCGCCUGAUCCGAACGCUGGGCUACUGCUGCCAGCUGGUUGGCGGGGUCCUGGUAGAACGAUGUCCAGCCAGGUCGGAAGUGGGGACGCGUCUGCUGACCCUGUCCUCCCAACUCAGCCGCUGUAGGACCGUCCUGCGACUCUUUGACGAUGUGGCCAUGUUUAUCUACACGAAGCAGUAUGGCCUGGGGGCAGAGGAGGAGGACAUCUUUGUCCGCUGCGUGUCGGUCCUCGGCAACCUGGCCGACCAGCUCUACUACCCCUGUGAGCACAUCGCCUGGGCUGCUGAUGCCAAGAUCCUCCGCGUGGACUCUGCCCGGUGGUGGACACUGAGCACAGCCUUCUGGGGCCUCUCCCUGCUCCUGGGCAUUGCCAGGUCCUUGAGGAUGGUCCUGAUGCUGAGAUGGAGGCUGAGGGGCCCCGCGGUGGCCUUCACCAGCCGGCUGCCGCGGAGCAAGAGGAGGGCCAUGGAGGCCCAGGUCCAGGCGGAGGUGCUGACCCUCCUGAGCAACGCGGCCGAUCUGGCCAAUGCUGUGCACUGGCUGCCUCCCGGCGUCCUGUGGGCUGGCCGCUUCCCCCCGUGGCUCGUGGGACUCCUUGGGACCAUCUCCUCCCUCCUCAGCAUGUACCAGGCUGUCGGGGCCAGUGGCCAGGGCGAGGCCACCACCCCCUGAUGUGGCCUGGGAGGCGUGGCUGCAGCCAGAACCCCACCGGAGCCCCUUCCACAAAGCAGAAACCACUUGGUGGGGGGGCUGGGUCUAACUGAGCGAGUCAAUGCCAGGCGUUGGGACUGUCCCCCAGAGGACACACGGCCACCUCGGGCGCACGCCCAUUCUGGGGCAGGAUGGGGGCAGGGGUGAGGUCUCCCAGGGUCCAAGAGCCAGGGCCUUUCCAACCAGGCUGGGGCUCCACGUGGGAGGCUCUUCUCAGGGCCAGAGGAGGGGUUCCCCACGCCUCACAUGUAGAAAAGGGUGCCGGGGGCCUCGCAGCGCCUCGCGCAGCCCGCGUCCUGCAUUCCAAUAAAGGCGAGCUGGGGAGCGGGGAUGGCGGGCGCCACGCGGGCCUUGGGAAGGUCGAGAUGAUGAUUGAUUAAAUAGCAUGUUGGUGCCAGGCCAA
Neogale vison (American mink) is the source of this 1189-nucleotide messenger RNA. RefSeq names its product peroxisomal biogenesis factor 11 gamma (gene PEX11G). Gene Ontology annotation, cellular component: peroxisomal membrane. The transcript is spliced from 5 exons. Bases 22 to 747 code for a protein of 241 amino acids. The record is from RefSeq and is a predicted model, not a curated record. NCBI's taxonomy places the organism in Eukaryota, Metazoa, Chordata, Mammalia, Carnivora, Mustelidae. Gene Ontology annotation, biological process: peroxisome fission.